CCUUGUCUAGUUUAUCUGUGAUAAAACUGAAGUGCCUUGUCUCCACUGCCAGAUAGCUAACACGUCAGUUAUCCCAUAGUAAAAAGACACCCUAUUUGGCAGAGAAGACAAAGCCUCAGUGGCCUCUUCUUCAUGUGCUCCUCCAGCUUAGCAGGAGGAAUUUAUCUGACUGUUCUCAAUAGGCAGAAGACCCCAUGGAACUGCUGCUGAUGGCUAUCCCCUUAUGUCAUUGUGGUUAAGCAGCCACAAUCUGGACAUGCAAACUCAUUCAUGAUUGCUUCUUUAAUGAGAAAACAGAAAGCAGAAUGGGGAGAAAAUUUAAGUGGUUAGAAUAGGCGAAGAACUUGUUUUUGUGAGUAGGAUUUUAGAUUGACAAGAAUGUUUUAUAUAAACCAGAUUCUGAUUCCUGUACAUCAAGCGUGAAGAUUCAAUAUUUAGCUGUAGGGACUGUUAUGAGCUUUGUGCUAGGGCAGUAGGGACUGCUAACAGCUGCAUAUAAAGAGCAUAACAACAAGAAGAUGGGUGGUCCAAAAGCCUGAAUUUGUGUGCACAGAUGGGGCUUGAAUACUGCACAAUUGCAGGCAUAAGGAAUUGAAGACAGUUGCUGUCUCUGUCAGAAGAUGGAAAACAACAUAACCACAAUUUCUCGUGAAGAGCUGGAAGAACUCAGAGAAGCAUUCAGUAAAAUAGAUAUUGACAAUAGUGGGUAUGUCAGUGAUUAUGAGCUUCAAGAUCUUUUUAAAGAAGCAAGCCUUCCCUUGCCUGGCUACAAAGUGCGAGAGAUUGUAGAAAAAAUUAUAGCAGUAACAGAUAGCAACAAAGAUGGGAAAAUCGACUUUGAAGAAUUUGUAUCGGUUAUUCAUGAACUGAAAAGCAAAGAUAUUAGCAAAUCAUUCCGAAAAUCAAUAAACAAAAAACAGGGUAUUACAGCGAUUGGAGGAACUUCAUCAAUUUCCAGUGAGGGGACACAGCACUCUUAUUCAGAGGAAGAAAAGGUUGCUUUUGUUAACUGGGUAAAUAAAGCUCUUAAAGAUGACCCUGACUGUAAGCAUCUCCUUCCCAUGAAUCCAUCAGAUGCUAGUCUUUUUAAGUCACUUGCAGAUGGCAUCCUCCUUUGCAAAAUGAUUAACUUAUCUCAACCAGAUACAAUUGAUGAAAGAGCUAUUAAUAAGAAGAAGCUCACUCCUUUCACUAUUUCUGAAAACCUAAAUCUUGCCCUGAAUUCUGCAUCAGCUAUUGGCUGUACGGUGGUCAACAUUGGAUCACAAGAUCUAAAGGAAGGAAAACCACACUUGGUAUUAGGUCUCUUGUGGCAGAUCAUUAAAGUCGGUCUUUUUGCUGAUAUUGAGAUCUCCAGAAAUGAAGCUCUUAUUGCUCUGCUAAAUGAAGGGGAAGAACUAGAGCAGCUACUGAAACUUUCCCCAGAAGAGCUCUUGCUACGUUGGGUGAACUAUCAUCUGACCAAUGCAGGAUGGCAGAAAAUCAACAACUUCAGUGAAGACAUUAAGGAUUCAAGAGCCUACUACCACCUGCUGAAUCAGAUUGCACCCAAAGGACACAAUAAUGAUGAAAUUCCCAUUAACAUUGACCUUUCAGGGUUUAAUGAGAAAAAUGACUUGAAGAGGGCUGAAUAUAUGCUUCAGCAGGCAGACAAACUGGGCUGCAGACAGUUUGUCACUCCAGCUGAUGUAGUUGCAGGCAACCCUAAACUUAACUUGGCUUUUGUUGCAAAUCUCUUUAACACAUACCCAGCCCUGCACAAGCCUGACAGUUCCAUGUAUGAUCUCAAUUUACUAGAAGGAGAAAGUAAGGAAGAGAGGACAUUCCGGAACUGGAUGAAUUCUCUGGGUGUAAGCCCAUAUAUUAACCACUUGUACAGUGACCUUGCUGAUGCUUUAGUGAUCUUCCAGCUGUAUGAAAUGAUUCGUGUGCCAGUAGAAUGGAACCAUGUUAACAAACCUCCGUAUCCUGCACUUGGUGGUAACAUGAAAAAAAUUGAGAAUUGUAAUUAUGCAGUGGAAAUUGGGAAGACAAAGGCCAAAUUCUCCCUGGUUGGUAUUGCUGGACAGGACCUAAAUGAUGGCAAUGCAACUCUGACCUUGGCAUUGGUGUGGCAGCUGAUGAGAAGGUAUACUCUGAAUGUACUAUCAGACCUUGGAGAGGGGGAAAAAGUAAACGAUGAAAUUAUUAUUAAAUGGGUGAAUCAAACUCUUGCAAAUGCAAACAAGAAAACCUCAAUUACCAGCUUCAAGGACAAAUCUAUUAGCACUAGUUUACCUGUACUAGAUUUAAUAGAUGCCAUUUCACCAAAAGCAAUUCGUCAAGAAAUGGUCAAGAGAGAAGAUCUUUCUGAACAUGACAAAUUGAAUAAUGCUAAAUAUGCCAUUUCAGUUGCUCGAAAGAUUGGUGCUCGUAUUUAUGCACUGCCAGAUGAUCUAGUAGAAGUGAAGCCAAAAAUGGUUAUGACAGUGUUUGCGUGCUUGAUGGGAAGAGGACUGAACAAAAUAAAAUAAUUAAGACGUUUAAUAAAAGUUUCUGCCAUGUUAAACACGAUAAAUGCCUCACAGUUUACAAGAUUCUGAAGUUUAGUGGAUAUAAAACCAGAGAUAAAUUUGUAUGUGCAAGUAUGGAUAUAUAUUCAUUAAUUACAUUUUAAUAACUUGUUUAUACUAGUGAAGGUUUCAUUCAAAGAAUUUCGUAUUACAUGAAUUAUUUAUAGGUUAAUACUUCUAUCAGAAUGUGUUCAUUACCAAAUUAAGGUUACAUUCUUGUAUUGCUUUUCAAAAAACCUUGUAAAUCAAGACUGGUUCAUACUGUUUUCAUAGAAUGAAAAGGAUCAGCCGCUUUUAAAAUGUGUUAUUUCGGGAUCUGCUGUGAAUAUAUAUUUUGUGGGUGUUGUUUAUGUGUGUGAAAGUCCAUUCGAACAGUUAUAUUUUCCCCAAACUGAACAAAGAUCAGCAUCAUUGCCUUAUUCUCUGAAGGCCUGAUCUAAUUCAUGCUGAAGUCAAUGAGAGUAUUGCCACUGACUUUAUUGAAGCUAGUUUGGACCUGUGAUUACCAUAUUGUUUAGAAUUUAGUGAUUUUAUUCAUAAUGUUGUUGAACCUUUCUUAUGGGAGUAAACACCUAAAUAUAUCAGAUUGUUUUUUUUUUACAAAACAACAAACUUUCAUCAAAGUGAAGAAUAACACUAUAUAGUAAGGCAAAUGUGUACCAUGGACAUUACUGGAAGAUCUGUGUUUAUAUUAACCCUUGCAGCUGGAGUAAAUAUCUGAACUUUCAUAAACUGUUGUAUUAGAAAGCAAUAAAGAGAGCUGGCCAGUCCAGUCUGGGGACUCAGCUUAUAUGUACUGCAUUUUCUUUUGGAAUUUUAUUUUAAAUGAACACGUGUAUAUCUAUUUUUCUGUCAGAGAAGAUCAGUGUCAUAGAAAAGGUGCCUUGAUUGCAAGAAAUUCUUCCUGAAAACACUGCAAUGUGUUACUUUUUGUAUAUCUUCUGCAUGGAGAAAGACUAAUAGUUAUUUGAUUAUGAUUUUGGAAAUGAGCAUUUGUAUUCCUUUGUCUUUACCUAUAAAUGUUAGCUAAACACUUAUGGUACUUCAGUAUUUAAUAAAAUUAUUUUAAAAAGCAGCCAAAUAAGGCAGAAUACUCAACUAAAUACCUAGUAAUUGUGGAGUGAAAAAAAAGUAAAAGCAGACACAUUGUCUCUCAAAACAUGAAAACAAUAAAAGCAACUAAAAACAAGAUGAUACAAGAACAAUGAACAAACAGGAUUAGACUAAAUAUUAAUAAUCUAAUAUCUGACACAGCAUACUGACACAAAGAGGACACCUCAAACUAGAUGAUAAUAUAUCAGGUGAUAGUGAAUGGUUCAGAGGAUUAGUGAUGGGGUACAGAGCCUUUCUUUGCUUGGUGGUUCAUAGGGGCAAUG
Molecule: messenger RNA, 3928 nt
Organism: Mauremys reevesii (Reeves's turtle)
Lineage: Eukaryota; Metazoa; Chordata; Testudines; Geoemydidae
Gene: PLS1
Product: plastin 1
Exons: 17
Coding region: 621-2513 (630 amino acids)
Biological process (GO): actin filament bundle assembly; actin filament network formation
Cellular component (GO): cytoplasm; actin filament; actin filament bundle
Molecular function (GO): calcium ion binding; actin filament binding
Source: RefSeq, a predicted model, not a curated record